Molecule: messenger RNA, 1386 nt
Organism: Hippocampus comes (tiger tail seahorse)
Lineage: Eukaryota; Metazoa; Chordata; Actinopteri; Syngnathiformes; Syngnathidae
Gene: kitlga
Product: kit ligand a
Exons: 10
Coding region: 328-1143 (271 amino acids)
Biological process (GO): positive regulation of cell population proliferation; cell adhesion
Cellular component (GO): plasma membrane
Molecular function (GO): cytokine activity; stem cell factor receptor binding
Source: RefSeq, a predicted model, not a curated record
CCACUCCAUAUUAUAAAGCUUUGCGCCCUUCCUGCGCGGGAGCCUUCUGGAUGUACGCGCGCCACUCGGACGCUCUUUGCACGCCCCCUGUAAAAAAAGCACGCAUUCACUCACUGACUUAAGUCGUCCUAACACCUCCUCUACCACGGCCGCCAACAACUCCAUUUUUUUCAUUUUUAGGUGAUAUUUUUGGGGCCUCCCUCUUUUCGGAUACUAAUUUUGACGCGUUGGAUAUGUGCACACAAGAUGAUGACAACACCUUUCCUGCCCGUAGAAGUAAAAUAAAAUAGCCUUUCGCGCACUCGAGCUUGUCCCCUGUCGUUCCAUAUGAAGAAGCCAAAAAUUCGGAUACGCGUCUGUGUCCAUUUUCUGCUGCUGAUCACGCUCGGGGUGCAUUCAAGUAAAUUUGACGUCAACCCUGUGACAGAUGACGUGUCGAGACUCUCGAUUUUGAAACAUAAUAUUCCCAAAGACUACAAAAUUCCUGUACAUUACGUUCCGAAAGAAGAGGGUGGGAUGUGCUGGGUAAAGCUCAACGUUUUCUACCUGGAGGAGAGUUUACAAGACUUAGCGCACAAGUUUGGCAACAUUUCAUCCAACAGAAAAGACAUUAGCAUAUUUAUACAAAUGCUCCAAGAGCUACGGCUCAACAUGGGCUCUGUGGAAGUGGUCAUGUACGACUUUGAGUGCCACUACCGUGAGGAGCGGUGGCCCACCGAGCAAUACUUUGAGUUUGUGUCCGACUUCCUGGCCAGCGCGCAGCACAGGGACGACUCGGACGACUGCGAGCCUCCCCCCUGCCCCACCACGCCCUACACGCAAACAGAACAAUAUUUAAAAGGCUUGCCGUCGUCCAGCAGUAAAAUCUCAGAGUGUGCCGCAUCCACAGACUGCCAAACAGAGCAAGAAGCGCGUCUGCUUCCGAAGGUUGUGGAGCGAAGUCUUCUGUCUUUACUCUUCAUUCCCUUCCUGGCUCUCAUCCUGCUGCUCGUAUGGAAGCAGCUCAGAUCACGACGGAACAGCCGAGAUCUUCCGCUGAGUCCCGGAGAAGGCGUUCUCUUCACGGGAACAGAAGGGCGCGCACCUCCGCUAGAGUCCCAAAUUACAGAAACAAACAAGUUGAACAUGAUUGAAACUGUGUGAUGAACCGUAGAACUAUUUCAGCCGGUGAUGAAAGCCACAUUCCAUAGGGGGGUAACCACAGAGGUAAUUCAAAGAAACAAACAAAAGAACUGCUUCCUCCCUCUACUGCGGCGCCCGCCAGCAACCAUCGUUUCGUCCGCUCUCACCAACCACCCUCGACCCUUCUACUGUAUGGAUACGCUUUUCCUUUUUGCUUUAAGACUGGGUUCAUUCAUUGAGGAGUACGAAAAACAAUAAGAGAAA